Vespula pensylvanica (western yellowjacket) is the source of this 1835-nucleotide messenger RNA. Its product is annotated as major facilitator superfamily domain-containing protein 12-like. Gene Ontology annotation, biological process: carbohydrate transport. Lineage: Eukaryota; Metazoa; Arthropoda; Insecta; Hymenoptera; Vespidae. Gene Ontology annotation, cellular component: membrane. Gene Ontology annotation, molecular function: symporter activity. The coding region runs from base 179 to 1654 and encodes 491 amino acids. The transcript is spliced from 8 exons. The record is from RefSeq and is a predicted model, not a curated record.
AUGUUCCUAUCAGAUAUGAAUCAUUGAAUUAUGAUGUGGAAGUAAUUCCAUAGUUUUAUUUGUUACUGCUUCACAAAAUUAAAGGUAAAUCAUAAUUGACGUUUGUACAACUGAAGGGAUUUUCUCGAUUAGACAAUUUUUAAAUAUUGAAACGAACAGCUAAGACUUUCUUCUUACAAUGCAGACUAAUCGAGAUGUAUCGAUCAAUGAUUAUACAGAGAUAGUUCAACGUCUUCCUGUUACUUUGAGAUUAGCCUAUGGAGUAGGACAUGUUUUAAAUGAUAUUUGUGCUUCCAUGUGGUUUACAUAUUUAUUAGUGUAUUUUCAUUUUGUAUUGGGAUUUAGUGCGACUCUUGCAGGAGUAUUAUUACUUAUUGGUCAAAUAGCAGAUGCAGUUGCUACUCCAUUUGUCGGCUUACAUUCUGAUAAAAAUGAUGAUUUUUGGCUUUGUAAAUAUGGCAGAAGAAAGACAUGGCACUUGCUAGGUACUAUUUGUGUAUUUUUUACAUUCCCCUUUAUAUUUUCGCCAUGCAUUAAUUGCGAGAAUGCACAUCAGUGGGCACAAUUAAUAUAUUACGCUGCUUUUAUUAUAAUAUUUCAAUUUGGUUGGGCAGCAGUUCAAAUUUCACAUUUGUCAUUGGUUGCUGAACUAACACCAACCGAACACGAAAGAACAGAACUUAUAGCCAUUAGAUACAGUUUUACAGUAUCCUCAAAUAUUCUUGUUUAUUGUACUACAUGGGCAUUAUUGCAUAUAGCAAAUAAUGAUGCUCCUGAUACUCAAAUUGGACCUAAUGAUGCUCACAAAUUUCAGACAAUUGUAUUCUGUGUAACAGGAAUUGGAAUUUUUACUUCUCUUAUAUUUCAUAUUUUUGUUAAAGAGGGAAAUAUUAAUAACUCGGAUGGUUCGUUACGUCGUAACACAAGAUCUAUAUCAGUAUUAUUAAAAAAUAUACAGUUAUAUCAAGCAGCAUGUAUUUAUAUGCCAACACGAUUAUUUGUAAAUUUAUCACAGAUUUAUAUACCUUUAUAUUUACAUGAGUUUUUAAAUAUGCCAGCUACAUUAUUAGCUAUUAUACCAUUGACUAUGUUUCUUACUAGUUUUUUAACAUCCUUGGUCAUAGAAAGGUUAAAUACAAAAUUAGGUAGAAAAAUUUCAUAUUGUAUCGGUGUAUUAUUUGGUCUUUCUGCUUGCAUAUGGAUACGAUUUGGAAGAGGCUAUACAUUUGAACAUUAUCAAAUUUAUCCAGUAUCUAUGUUGCUUGGUUCCUCUGGAUCAAUUUUAUUAGUGACCAGUUUAGGCAUUAGUGCUGACUUUAUAGGUCAAAACACAGAGAGUGGAGCAUUUGUAUAUGGAUUUAUGAGUUUUACUGAUAAACUUGGCAAUGGAUUAGCAGUAAUGAUUAUACAAUAUUUACGUAAAUUUAUAGUUUCUACCGAUUAUUAUAGAAAUAUACUUUCGUACGUUUGCGGUUGUUCUGCUAUCUGUGGUCUUUUAAUGAUAUUGUAUAUAAAACCAUUUCCAUCUUAUACUGCUUACGAUAUCAUAAACUCGGAUGGAGGUACAGAAAAUAUUGAUUCAUCCUCAUCAGUUGUUACAACUACUAAUGAUAGGAUUGAUAUAUUUUCGUCAAGACAAGAACAUGUUACUUAAUUGUUGAUGAUACAAAUGUAUAUAAUAGCAUAUUAUAUUGUUUAUGCGUUAUUGCAAUGUAUAGAAAAAAAAUUAUUAUUAAUAUUUUAAUAAGGUUUUUAAUAAGAGAUAUAUAUUCUCAUCACAAUAUGGAAUAAAGAUCUGUACUAAAGGACUAAUAAAAAUAAGUCACGGAACGUCA